AUGGGGCGGUACAAUGACCCAGACCAUAAGAUGAAGGAUGCCGAUGAUCAUAUUACUAUGAGCCCAACCGACCCUAUGCAGCUUUCCGAAGGACCGAGUGAAAAAUGGCAAAACCCUGGGUCAAAAUCUUGGACACAACGCACUUUGGGAAGAAUUCGCGAAACAUCAAGCGCUCCAGUUUUUCCUGGACGUAUCACUCGCAAAACAGCUGCAACUGCACAGCGCGCAAGCACCUCGAGCGCCUCUGAAGCCAGACCGCGCCGCCGAAGUCACGACAACCCUGGUGAUUACUCUGAAGACUGUGAGAGUUGCACUAGGCUGAAUGAAUCCUAUGAGAGGUUACUCACGGAAAAGGAUACCUCUUUUCAGCUAGAAUUUCAAAAGGUCACUACGGAAAACGAGGAUAUGAAAAAAGAGAUUGAUCGUCUAAGAGCUGUAUCAGAAACAUCUGGAUGCGAUGAGAAAGCCCAACAACAGCUUGAAGCCCUUAAGGAACGCAUUCGCACUCUGGAAUCCGAGUUGGUUUCAGCCCACAAGUACACAGCUGAGCAAAAGUCCGAGAACACUUCGUGUCAUACACACAUCGACGAGCUUAAAGAGCGGCUGAAAAAAUACCACGAAGAAAUCGAAGACCUUAAGUUCGAGAGGGACACGUUCCAUGGAAAGUUACAGAGUAUGACUGGGGAUCGCAAAGAAAUGAAACAAGCCAUCGACAAUCUCCGAUCAGAAAUAGUCGCUCGCGAUAAUGAUGUUCGUGGCUUGAAGCAAGAAAUCUCAAGAUCCCGCGCCAGCAACCCAGCCUUUAUGCCGGAUAACAAGAUAGUCUCCGACUACCAAUAUCUCCUCUCGCAUUUAAGUAACUGGGCUCUAUCGAAUUUCCGAAAAUUAGAGCCGACAAAUGUCGAUCAGGUCAUUGCGGAAUUAAAAUUAGAUCCUACGACCUACGAUGCGAUCACUGCGUGUAUGAAGGAAACCGCUGGCCGAAAGUGUCUUGCUAUAAGCUCGCUGGUAAUGCGAUUUAUUAGUAGAGGUAUCUUCCGGCCAUUUCUUUUUGGAUUGGAUGAGACAGAGGAAAAAUACCUCAAAAGCCUUGAGUCUAGCCUCGCCGAGCAGAGCACUGAAAAGGAAAUCCAAUUUUGGCGUUCCACAACUUUAAGAAUGUUGAUUGCUAGUAAAUCGCACAAGAGUAAAGUCGAUUCCUCCAUAGAUAAGGUCGCUUCAGAGAUCAAAUCUUUCCUCGAAACUAUAUUUCCACCUUCAGCUGGCUCGCCAGUAUCGAAUUACGGGGCAGAGGCCUUGAAAACGGUAAUCACGCAUGCAGCUGAGCUUUCACUAGCGCUCCGUAUGCAGCGACCAUCGUACACGUUGUCGGCACCACCUUCGGGGAGUCCGUUCCUGAAACACAUGGAAUCUGCAGAACCUAGCUUAGAUAAUGAUGAUAGUGGAGGGGGCCUUAUGGGAACUUUAAGACGGACGAAGCCACCACAAGAUAAAGUUAGGCUAACGAUCUUUCCUUUACUGCACAAGUCAGGAAAUGAAGAUGGUGACGAGUACGACAAGGUUUUUGUUAUACAUAAGGGAAAGAUACUGAAGGCUUAA
Molecule: messenger RNA, 1599 nt
Organism: Morchella sextelata
Lineage: Eukaryota; Fungi; Ascomycota; Pezizomycetes; Pezizales; Morchellaceae
Exons: 2
Coding region: 1-1599 (532 amino acids)
Source: RefSeq, a predicted model, not a curated record